UAAACGUUGUUGUUAUAUGUAAAGUGUAAAUAAGUAAGGAAUAUUAAAGGAAGUGUGAAUAUAAAAAAGUCAAGAUGAAUGAAGUAUGGAAGAAAUGGUGCAGAUUGUGCGGUUGCAACAAAAUCAAAGAUUUUGAUGUCAAGAUCCACUUCGUAAGCAUUAAUGAAACUGUUUAUACAGCUGCUCUGAAAUACUUUGGAAUAUUGAUUUCAAAAAAUGAUGAUAACAGUAAAGUUUGCCAUAUGUGCGAUAAUGCUGUAAAAUCUAUCAUCAAAUAUAACGAUCAUGUAUUAAAAGUCAAUGAAAUGUUCAUAGAUUUGGAAAAAAACUACACUAAUAAAAAUGUUGAUAUAAGCUUUUUGAAAGAAAAAUAUGGUUUGUUUAAUGAAGAUAAUCUUUUGCAUAAUCACAUAAUCAAUGGAAUUACUAACAUUUCUACUUCGGAAACAAAAAAUAACGUUCAAAUUAAAUCAGAAUUCAGUAUUUCUCCAAAAGUUAAUAAAACUGAGGAAUGUUAUAAUGAAAUAAGCGGUGUUAAUGAUUGUUUUGAACAAGUUAAAGAAAGGUUCAAUCAAAACGCUUGGAAUAACAUAGAAGUCGAAUCUGAAAAGCCUCUUGAAAACAGAGUCUUAGGGGUGAACGAUAGCACAGGUAAAAAAGAAAACUUAAAAUGCGAAAUAUGUUGUAAAGUAUUUCAAUCCACUAAGGGAAGAACAAUUCAUAUGAAAAAACAGCAUUCAAUUAAAAAAGGUCCCCCGUUUACAUGCAAUACUUGUGGUAGAAUAUUCAAGAGAUUUCAGCAGCUUAACAUUCACGAAUCUAUUCAUUUAUCAGAAAAAGAACGAAAAUUUUACUUUUGUCCAAAGUGUAAUAAAAAGUUUGUUAGUGAGUGGUACGUUCAAGAUCAUAUAAGAAUAGUUCAUGAUGGUGAUAGACGUUUUAUUUGCGAACUUUGCGGUGCUGCAUUUGGAACAAAUAAAAAUUUACUAGACCAUCAUUUAACACAUUCUGAAGAAAAGAAAUUUCAUUGUUCAAAAUGUAACAAAGCAUUCAAGUGCAAACGAACACUAAAGUUUCAUGUUGAAACUCAUGAUGAAACCGAGUAUCCUUGUCACUUGUGCGGUUUAAAACUAAAUACUAAAAGAAUUUUACGUCGCCAUAUGCUCGUUCAUUCUGAUGAAAAUAAGUACAAAUGUAAUUUCUGCUCAAAAGAAUUUAAAAGACAGUACGAAUUCAAAAAUCAUUUGUUACUUCACACUGGUCUUAAGCUUUACCAAUGUUCAUUUUGCGAAUUGACAUUUUCGAAUGGUUCAAAUUGCCGCAAACAUCAAAGAGCUAUUCAUUCCAUUGAGCUAGCAAAUGCAGAAUCGAAAGGAACGCUAAUACUAGUAGAGAAUGUGCCUAGUUUCAAACAGCUAAUGGCAGCAAAUGAAGAAGCAUUAAUAAGAAACAAAUCUUAGUUCAUAAAGGUUUUUUCAAUAUACAAACAAUGGAAUUAAAUUAUUGUUAAUUUAAAAAGUAACAUAAAUUUGUAUGGCAAUAAAAUUUUAACUUAUUCGAAGAAGAUUUUCCU
Molecule: messenger RNA, 1573 nt
Organism: Condylostylus longicornis
Lineage: Eukaryota; Metazoa; Arthropoda; Insecta; Diptera; Dolichopodidae
Product: zinc finger protein 254-like
Exons: 3
Coding region: 75-1460 (461 amino acids)
Biological process (GO): regulation of transcription by RNA polymerase II
Molecular function (GO): RNA polymerase II cis-regulatory region sequence-specific DNA binding; DNA-binding transcription factor activity
Source: RefSeq, a predicted model, not a curated record